This is a messenger RNA of Centropristis striata (black sea bass), 5233 nucleotides long. It is a transcript of the gene dedd, whose product is annotated as death effector domain containing. Gene Ontology annotation, molecular function: protein binding; DNA binding. The record is from RefSeq and is a predicted model, not a curated record. Bases 452 to 1666 code for a protein of 404 amino acids. Gene Ontology annotation, biological process: apoptotic process; regulation of apoptotic process; extrinsic apoptotic signaling pathway via death domain receptors. Lineage: Eukaryota; Metazoa; Chordata; Actinopteri; Perciformes; Serranidae. Gene Ontology annotation, cellular component: nucleolus. The transcript has 5 exons.
AGACUUUAGACUUAGUAUUUAGCCUAUUUAGUGACACGACGCCGGGGUGACACCGGAACUGAACUCCGCGGUGAACUGGAAGUUCUUUCAUUUUAGCAGAAGAACGAAAAUUGCCUGCUUAUUUUCCCCAUGAUGUCAGUUUGAGGACCAAAACCGUUAACCGAACCCUCCUGUGUGUCCUGUAAUAAGCCGUGUCUUACCCCGGGAGGCUGUAGCAGCAGCGGGAGAGGCCUCACCGUGUCUCGGUCAGAACAAUAAGCGGACCGUGCUGUUAGCGGAGGCUUCGCUCUGCGAGGAGACGCUGCGAGGCGAACUUCGGUUAGCUCCCACCGACCUGAGACACUGUCGGACCCGUCAACAAUAUCCAGACAGACACAAGCUCAUCAGUAGGAGCAGAGGAAGACGGCAGGAGUGGCAGGGCUUUGAGCAUCCCUUAUCAUCGGGACCUGAGAUGACAUCACAGCAGCCACAGAUUCCCAAUGCUGUUAUUCCUCCCCAGCUUGCCGAGAACUCCUCUGCUCAGCAAGGCCGACCUCACAUUCAGGCAAACCAGCUGGAAUCGAGUCAGAGCAGCGCGACCGCCGGACCUCCAGAUCACAGAGCUCUGACAGGCAGACCGGGCUGCUCCAGUGUGGCAGCAGCCAGCGGGGAACUGGCCAACAGGAAUGUUUCUGCCUCCUGCACCAACUCCAGCUUGUCCAGAAGAGAUGGGGGCUUUGAACCGUGGCCCGAGGAAGCGGUGGACAACUCCCACGGGCUGUACUCACUUCACCGCAUGUUUGACAUAGUUGGAGCACAGCUGACCCAUCGGGAUGUCAGAGUACUAUCAUUCCUGUUUGUUGAUGUGAUUGAUGAGUAUGAGCGCGGUGGCAUCAGGAGCGGAAGGGAUUUCCUGUUGGCCCUAGAGCGCCAGGGUCGCUGCGAUGAGACCAACUUUCGACACGUUCUCCAGCUUUUAAGGAUUAUCACCAGACACGACCUGUUGCCUUAUGUCACACUCAGAAAACGGCAGGCAGUGUGCCCAGACCCUGUUGACAAGUACCUGGAGGAGACAUCAGUGCGCUACAUUUCACCAAGAGGAGCAGUGCAGAGCAAGGACACUGUGCCUCACAGAAGAUCAGGUCCUCAUCCAGUCAUUUGCUGUUCCCCGUCAGGACCCCAUGUUGGCCCUUCGCAAACAAAGCCAACUCCUCCUGUACCAAACCGCAAACGGAGAAAAAGUCAUUCUUCAGCUGACUGCAGAGAGAAGCAAACAUGUGAUAUCCGCCUCCGGGUUCGCGCUGAAUACUGCCAACAUGAGUCUGCCCUACAGGGCAAUGUCUUCUCCAAUAAGCAAGAGGCAGUGGAGCGACAAUUUGAACGAUUCAACCAGGCGAACACUAUCCUCAAAUCCCGAGACUUGGGCUCCAUCAUCUGUGACAUCAAGUUUUCUGAGCUCACCUACUUAGAUGCCUUCUGGAGGGACUACAUCAAUGGAUCAUUGCUAGAGGCCCUUAAAGGGGUCUUUAUCACAGAUUCCUUAAAACAGGCUGUGGGCCACGAAGCUAUUAAACUGCUUGUCAAUGUCGACGAGGAGGACUACCAAGCCGGUCGGCGCAAACUGCUCCGUAAUUUGGUCACAAGUGGAGGGAGCCCACCAGGAGCUAGCAAAGACUCUGAAUCUUAGAGAAACUGUCCAGGUGGUAGCAAACAGGAGGAACGCUGUUGAGCCUCCCCCACAGGGAAUAGAGUGGUUGUGGUCGUGUCGUUUGAGGUGCCUGAAGUGUGCACCUGAAAGGAACUAAAGGACUCCUAGCCACCGCAUUGAUUCCUUAAGAGCUAAGGUCAUAUCUACUUGGCACCCCUAAGCGUAGCAUGCAAGGUGAUUGGAAACUAUGUUAGCAAAAAGAAGUAGGUGCAUACAGGUUGACAUUAUUUUGAAUGUUAAACUGUUCAUUUUCUUCAAGGAGGAGAUGGCUGAUUCAUGGGUGCAUUGAAUUAAACUAAUUUCUUGUUUCUUGUAUGUUAGCUCAUUGAAACACAUUUUUGUUAACACUGAUAGUUGAUAUUCACAACCUGUUCAAAAUCCAGUAUAUUUCAAUACAGGAAACGUGCUUAACGCUGACAAGUUACUUCCAGUGGGAGUUGUACUUUAAUGUCAAACUUGUUUAUCUUUCUUCCAGGUUUUUCAGGUACAUAACAGAUUGAUUGGAUUAAUCGAAUGACAGUUUUUUGUACGUUACUGAAAGCCACAGACCGUAGGACUUAUUAUUAGCUUUUAAGCUUGUUAUUAUUUAAGCUUAUUUAAGGUUAUCCUACUUUCCCAAGACCUUCAGGAGUUUCCCUGUCUGUGAAGAUGAACCCUUACAGAGCCUUUUUUUUAUUGGCUUGUAUUUUGUCACUGUUGACGUCAUUGUGUCUUGGCUUUUUUCUUUUUUCUUUUUUUUAACAAAUUCUUUGUUUUGCAACAUGGCUUGUUACCAGCAGCUGUAAUUCUGGCCUAAUUUUAAAUGUCCAGUCACUGCCAAUAUUUAAAAUUUUAUGGAUCGUUCUAAUGUGUUAAAUUGUAUCCAAUGAAUCAUUGAGUCAUCCACUGGUGUCUUAGAUUUGUUUGGAUUUGUAAAUCAGUGUCAGUUUCAUUGUCAGCCUGUACCUCUGCUCUCUCAAUGUCUCACUCAUGUUCACACAUGAUAUAACUAAAUAUUGUUUUAAAUGUAAAAUGAUACCCAAUUACAAAUCAGCAGAAGGUGAAAGUCACAUCCAGUGUGUUUAGAAUUGUCUCAGUUGUGCAGGUGGUAAGAUGCCAAACAAUUUAAAAUGAUCCUUUUGUUAAGAUGAAAAUAUUUCACCCAGCUGCACUUGAACUUGUGUAAUAAAUCCUCAGCAGUAUCCUCUGUGGACAUGUCAUGCCUCCUGCUGGACGAGGAUGUAGUUCAGUCCUGAUGCUCUGAAGGCAGCAUGAGCAAGUUAUGUAAUCACUUCUCUAUCCAGUCGCUUGACAGCCUGUUGGACGUGUAGAGACAACCAGGAAAAGACAAGUGUCCUCAGUUAUAUCUCAGUUAUAUCCUUCUGUCAGUUCGGGAGCUUUGGCAUUCACAAAUCAAACAAGGGAUUGUUUAUUAAGGGUUUGAAACAGAUAAAACUAGCACUGUGUGGACCAACACAAUAGUAAGCUAUAUAGCAUGUUAUUCUCUACAAUCUAGUGCGCAGAUCUAGAACACUGAUUUGCUUCUAAUGGUAGAAUUCCACUUUUAAAGUGUGGUCUGAAAUGCUAAUUUACCAAAAUGUGAAUUUAUAUUCAUUUUUUUUGGUAUAUUGUGGAUUAACAGGAUACAUUAGGUUAACCUGAUUUUAGGCACUCAUAAAAUACACUCAGGCCACUUUACAAGGCACACGUUUCUAGUUUUGGGACUGCCCCCAGAGGAGAUUCAAGAUACUGCUUCAUGCUGACAUGAUCUCAUCACACAGAUUUUGUAGCUGCACACUUAAAGUGCAAGUCUCCCAUCCCACCUCGAAUUACAGAAGCCGUACUCUCAACUGAACAGGAUUUAUUUUCUUCAAGCUGCAGGAUUUCACCAAGGCUGGUUAUAAAAUGCAUCUGAUCUGAAAUAAUGUUUAGUUAUGAAAAAGUUUUUAGCAGAUCAGUAGCUUAUAUAGACUGGUACACAUUCGUCCCAUACAGCUUGUUAUUUUUGAGUAACUAGUUGGUUGAGAAACUAACUAUUUGUUUUAGUACAUUGUGCACAGCAUUAAAAGCUCCUGACAUCCCAGCUGUUUUUGUGGCCAGAAGUCUGUGGGCAACUGGUAGCUCAGCCUAGUCGAACACAUUUACUGACAGUUUAUCCAUCCAGUUUUUACCUCUGCACUUUAUCUUCUUGCAGAGGCAAAACACAGUGCAAGGUAGAACUUCACAGUUCCAGCUUUUUUUUCUCCCAUACAGAUUGAAUGAGUGUUCAAGUGCAACUUUUCAAAAAAACGUCAACCAGACAAGAGUGUCAGUGGUGGAUAAUCCUGCAAAAUCCUGGAUUAGGUUAAAUGAGAACAUCCUUAAAUUCCUUGCUUUCUAUAGUAUCCGAGCACAGAAACUAGUCCUAUGCGAUGUUUGUUUAUAGAAUGAUUGUGGCAAACAUUUAAUUAAUAGAUACUUGUCAAUUGCAGGUCUGAUGGAAUUUCUACUUUCCUGUAUCAAAGUCAGACACCCUCACACCGACCCCCACUCUUUGACUUUUGAGUAUCUGCAUAAAGGACACACUACUCACUGUAUUGGCCCUUAACAUUUUCAUUCAGCGUAAAUCGUAAAGUGCAUAAUUAUCCAAUAUGGACACAAUUCCUAGGAGCACUGGACUCAAGUCAACAUUGAUGUCAAGGAGGCACUGUAGUCUGACAUCUGGAAAUCCUCCAAUUUGUGAUUCAAAAAGAGGAAAUAAUUUGACAUGUUUGAAAUGUCAAUACUGGUGUACCAUGAUUGGUUCUGACUCAAAAUACCGUUGUUUGGAAAUGUUUAAUAUCAGUGAUAAUAUACCAAUAUAUCAAAGAUGAAGCAUAAUGCUGUUUUGUGAUGAGAUUAUUUAGAUUUUGUAACAGAAGUAGAAUAGAGAUUGACAUUUUAGUAAGAGUUGUCAUUUAAAAUGCCAGUCUCUAAUGCUGCUAUUUAACAUUUUUCAUUGAUAUUUCUGUUAUUCCGUGCACAUAGCCAAAUGGUUGACAUUAAAAAAAAAUGUGUGUACCCUUUUAAAAGUUCAGUGUAUGUUUGUACCAAAUAUAUUCCUCUUGCUAAAACACCCUAACUAAUCUGGGCUAUCAUACCAUCCAUGGGUACAUAUAAAAACACAGACUCUGUUAUUGUGAAUUAUACAGAGUAGGCCAACAAUUUACAUUUGAACUCCAGUGGAAUUUCAUGUAAAGGUUGAAAGUUAGUAUCUAUUACAUAGGUUGGUGUAUGUUAUGUUGAUUGUAUGUUAAGUUAGUUGUCAAAUGCAGCUGUUGCUUACACAAAAUUGCAUGUAACCUGUUCUCUUCAGAAAUGUCAUAGAAACUCACAGUGCUAACCAUUUGUAAAUAGCUUUAUUGGAUGUCAGAAUUUCUUACUUCAACUUUGCGUUUCUUUCAGCCAACAGACAAGCAGGACUGUUAUCAAUGAAAUGGGCGGAUUUUGUUAAAAGUCCCAGUCCUAAUUAUUAUUAUUAUAAUUUAUGUCACAUGACAAAACAUCUUUUGGUGGAACAUAUUUUAAAUAAACUGCUUCCUGAUCUAA